AGAGGCGGUGGUAGAGGCUGCUGCCGUCGAUGACCAGCUUGGUGUCCCGCAGCCGCAGCUCGGUGAAGAACACCCCGCGCUCCUCCACGAAGCCGUGAUUUCUGUGAACAUCCGUGGAAGAAUAAAAUUAUUUGAAAGCUACAUCCUUGAGAAAUUGGUGGAGUUUUUGUUGCACAGAGAAAUGCUGAAAUUUCAAGGAACUGCUAAGCAUGUCACUGUUGCCAGAUUUAAUUCUGCUUGCUCAGAUGCUGUGAUUGCAAGAAGAUACACUAUUCAGAGGAAACUUGGCAAUGGAAGCUUUGGAAGUGUGUAUUUGGUUAAUGACAGAAAAGCAAAACAAGGAGAAGAACUAAAGGUCCUAAAGGAAAUCUCUGUUGGAGACCUAAAGCCUAAUGAAACAGUUGAAGCAAAUCUGGAAGCACAACUACUCUCCAGAUUAGACCAUCCAGCCAUUGUCAAAUUUUAUGCAAGCUUUGUGGAGCGAGAUAGUUUCUGCAUUAUCACUGAGUAUUGUGAGGGUGGAGAUCUAGACUUUAAAAUUCAAGAGUACAAAGAUUCUGGGAAGAUGUUCACUCAAAGUCAAAUAAUAGACUGGUUUAUACAGUUGUUACUUGGAGUCAACUAUAUGCAUGAAAGACGGAUACUUCACAGGGAUUUGAAAACCAAGAAUAUAUUUUUGAAAGAUAAUCUUCUUAAAAUUGGAGACUUUGGAGUUUCUUGUCUUUUGAUGGGUUCAUGUGAUCUUGCAACUACUUUUACUGGGACAUCAUACUACAUGAGUCCAGAAGUACUGAAGCACCAGGGAUAUAAUACAAAAUCUGACAUUUGGAUGUUAAGUAAGAAUCCUUCAUUGAGACCAGCAGCAGCAGAGAUACUAAAAUCCCCUUAUAUUGAUGAACAGCUAAAGAAAAUACAGUACAAGUUCACAAACAUGACUGUGAAAGACAAGGCACUUAACUGUCAGAAAGAAACUGCUCCCAUUUUUGGAGCCGUGCAGAAGAAAGUUCAUUUGCAAACUCUGCAGGAACUUUCUGAAGUUCAGAAAAUGACACCACGGGAACGAAUGCGGCUGAGGAAGUUAAACGCUGCAGAUGAGAAAGCAAAGAAGUUGAAGCAGCUGGCAGAAGAAAAAUAUCAAGAAAAUAUCAAAAGAAUGCAAGAAUUCAGGUCCCAUAAUUUUCAGCAGCUGAAUGUCAAUGUCCUACAUGAAUCUGAUGAGCAGACUUCAAAACACCUCAUUCAUUCUCAGCCUGCCACAAUGGACAACUACGUGUCCGCAGGACAGGAUGACCCAAGAGAGAAUGGGACCAGUGAACUCGUCAUGUCUGAAGUCAGAGACCAUGAGAUCCCUGAAGACCCAGAAAUUGCAGAAGAAUAUUAUAAAGAUGAGUUUGAAUCCUUUUCAGAAGACAGUGAAGAAGAGGAAGAUGCAGAAUUGUCAUGGACAGUCUCUAAGACAAAUCACCAGGACAGUGAUAUGGAGGCAAUGGUUGAGUAUUUGGAGAGUGUCCUGAAUAGCAGCUCAUUGGGCUCGAGGACUGUCACCGGAGUGUCUCCAGGGGUGCCCCAGGGAUUCAGAGCUCUCAACAGUACAAUGGCUGAGACCAAGCUGAAACGCAUGAGGGAGUCUGCCAUUGGGAAGCUGGGAGUAGAGGCAUUCGAGGCGGUGUACAGCUGCCUCAAGCAAGCGAGACAGCAGAAUGCCAGCGAGGAGGAGAUCAGGAGCUCUUUGGAGAAACUGGUUUCUAGAGCAAGUGAUUGCUUUGAAGUGGAUCAGCUGCUGUACUUCGAGGAGCAGCUACAGGCUUCAGAGCCUCGUCUCCAGCUGUAGCAGCGUGUCAGCAGCAGCUGGGAAUGGCCCAGAGGGGGAAGAGGCCUCCCUCAGGCCAGCAGGCAAAUACAGGAGGUGUUUGGAGGACGCUGCUUAGGGUAAUGUAGUACAUAAGCAUGUGGGUAAGCUCCAUUUGAGAGUCCAGACUGCAGUGAGAAGUGGGUAAAUGUGGCACAAAUUUCAGGGGCAGGAAGAAGAACAAAUGUUUGUGACAGUGGAGGGAGGAUUCACAGUUACCUGUCUCCCCUUCUUCUGCCACUUAAAGCAAAUUAAGGGUGUUCUGGGCCAUGGAGGGACACCAGUCUUGCACUUAGAGUUUCAGUGGCAAAGCUGCCUUUGAUGGAAUGACACAGGAUUAGACUCCAGCUGCUGUUGAUUUCUGUGCUGUCUCAUCCUUGUGAUACUUAAGCCCAUAAUUUUUGUAAUUUGGCAGAUUUAUUCUUAAACAUGUAUGUAUAUGUAUGGCCACUCAGCCCCUAAUUGUCUUCUUAUUAUUGAUUGUUCAAAAGGGCUGUGUUUAAUCUGAGUUUCAAAGGAAUUGUGGACAUACAUACUUAUGUGCCUAUUUAUAUACAUAUAUGCAUGCUCACAUACACAGAGAUAGGAGUGUAUAUUCAUAAUGGCAGAAGAAUGUCUGGUCAUACACUGUAUUUGUCUAAAGAGUUUUGGAUUAAAUUCAUUAUUCAAAAAUGGAACAGUAAACUGAUUUUUUUGUGCCUUGCA
Messenger RNA from Lonchura striata (white-rumped munia), 2554 nucleotides. The record is from RefSeq and is a predicted model, not a curated record. Lineage: Eukaryota; Metazoa; Chordata; Aves; Passeriformes; Estrildidae.